AUGGCGGUUUCCCAUUCUCCUAGUAGCAGUUCUAACGUGUAUGUUUACAUGGCACCCUCAGAAGCAUUUGGUACUUCGUACUUAACAGAUAUAGUAUGGUGGUCUGGCACUAUUGCAAUGGCUCUGGGUCAAAUAGGGAAUUUCUUGGCCUACACUGCAGUCCCAACUGUGCUAGUGACGCCCCUGGGAGCUCUUGGCGUUCCAUUUGGGUCCAUUUUAGCUUCUUACUUACUGAAAGAAAAACUGAACAUUCUUGGCAAGCUGGGAUGUUUGCUGAGCUGCGCUGGGUCUGUUGUUCUCAUCAUCCAUUCCCCAAAGUCCGAGAGUGUAACGACUCAGGCUGAGCUUGAAGAGAAGCUUACAAAUCCAGUUUUCGUGGGUUAUCUCUGCAUAGUGCUGCUAAUGCUUCUCCUGCUUAUCUUCUGGAUAGCUCCAGCUCAUGGACCUACUAAUAUCAUGGUUUACAUCAGUAUUUGCUCUCUGUUGGGCAGUUUCACUGUUCCCAGCACAAAAGGCAUUGGGCUGGCUGCUCAAGAUAUCUUUCACAAUAACCCCUCGAGUCAAAGGGCUCUGUACCUCUGUCUGGUACUUCUGGCAGUAUUAGGAUGUAGCAUUAUCAUUCAGUUCAGAUACAUCAAUAAGGCACUGGAAUGUUUCGACUCCUCUGUGUUCGGUGCCAUCUACUACGUUGUGUUUACCACCUUAGUCCUGCUGGCUUCAGCCAUCCUUUUCAGGGAAUGGAGUAAUGUAGGAGUGGUAGAUUUCUUGGGAAUGGCUUGCGGAUUCACCACAGUAUCUAUUGGAAUUGUUCUUAUACAAGUCUUCAAGGAAUUCAACUUCAAUAUCGGGGAUUUAAAUAAACCUAACAUGAAGACAGAUUAAAAUAUUUUUUGAGGGGAAACUGGAUGGCUCAGCGAAGGAUGCAGAGCCUUUCAUUUCUAGGUCACUGAUUCAAACAUGAUUCAGGUUGGUAGUUACCCUCUGACAAUUUGGUGGCCUAUGUGAAAUGAAUUGGUGGCCUCCAUCCAGUUUCAAAGGAACAGUUGUCCAUGUACCCCAGUCAACACAAUAAAUGACCUUAAUUGGAACCACUGAUUGAGUUAGCAUAGAGACCGAUGUAUUUCCUUACCAUAAAAGGUAAUCCAUCAGAAAAGAUCUGGGGAUAUUCUGACAGAGCUGUGUGUUAAAGCUUGUAUUGUGGCUUCUGAGGUACCGUUUCUGUGGGCAGAGAACAUCAGUUUCUAAUGCACUCAAUCUGACACCUUUCAUGAGUGAUGUAUACCUUAAAAUAAGGGGGGGAAAAAAGCGAGUGGAACAAUUUGUUAAUCUCAAUAUAGCAAUGUGUUCACCGUCAAGGCU
Egretta garzetta (little egret) is the source of this 1359-nucleotide messenger RNA. It is a transcript of the gene NIPA1, whose product is annotated as NIPA magnesium transporter 1. The transcript is spliced from 6 exons. Gene Ontology annotation, molecular function: magnesium ion transmembrane transporter activity. Gene Ontology annotation, biological process: magnesium ion transport. The coding region runs from base 1 to 882 and encodes 293 amino acids. The record is from RefSeq and is a predicted model, not a curated record. Gene Ontology annotation, cellular component: membrane. NCBI's taxonomy places the organism in Eukaryota, Metazoa, Chordata, Aves, Pelecaniformes, Ardeidae.